AUGCCUAUUAUAUCAGUAAGUUGCAGAGUUUUGGCUUCAGUUUUGGGUAUUGAAAUAACGGAAGAAUGUUUUGGAGAUCUUUGUUUUCAGUAUGGCUUAGAAUUUGAUGGCUUUGAAACAGAUGAAGAGACCAAAGAAACCAUGAUUAGAGUGGAGAUUCCUGCGAAUAGACCUGAUUUACUGUGUACAGAGGGUCUUUCAACAGCUUUAUUAUGUUUUUUGGGUAGGGCAAAAGUUCCUAUAUAUACUUAUAGCAUUGAUAAACCACUAACAGAAACUAUUAUGAAAGUAGGAGUUAAUCUUAAAAAUAUCCGUCCUUUUAUACUAUGUGCAAUUUUGAGGGAUAUAAGAUUUGAUAAGGAUAGUUACAGGAGUUUCAUCGACUAUCAAGAGAAGUUGCAUCAUAAUAUUUGUCGCAAAAGAACCCUUGCAUCAAUAGGAACUCACGAUUUGGGUACAGUACAAGGCCCAUUUUACUAUGAUGCAAAAAAACCUGAAGAGAUUAACUUUAUUCCAUUGAAUAGUGAUGAACAGGUAAAUGGAUAUCAACUUAUUCAAAUGCUUAAGAAGCAUCAACAAUUGAAACGUUAUGUACCACUUGUUGAGGGCGAGGAAUUAUAUCCUGUUGUGUUAGACUCUAGAGGUAUAGUGAUGUCCGUUCCUCCAUUAAUAAAUAGUGAACACAGUAAAAUAACUGUUGAUACUAGAGAUAUAUUUAUUGAAGUAACAGCUAAGGACUACUCUAGAGCAACAACUGUUUUGAAUCAAAUCAUAGCAGCUUUUUCAUCAUACUGUUCUAAUAAAUUUACUGUGGAGCCAGUUUUGAUUGAAUAUGAGCAUGACCAAAGACCUUUUAAAACUUUCGAGUGUAUAGAACUUAAAAAUGACGAAACUAAAUAUGCAAUGCAGACUCCCUGCAUAUCUACUAAAGAAUUUGAAUGUGACUACAAGAAAGCUUGUGAACUCUUAGGAAUUCCAACUAUGAGAUUUCAAGAUGUCACUGAAUUGCUAUCUAGAAUGAUGAUAUCAAGUACUUUACUUAAAUCUACAUUAUUAAAGUGUCAAGUCCCAAUAAAUAGAUCUGAUAUACUACAUGCUGUAGAUAUUUAUGAAGAUAUUGGAAUUGCUUAUGGGUUUAACAAAAUUGUCCCAAAGAAACACUCCUUUAUCUCGCACAACCAUCUAAAUCUAAUGACAGACCAAAUUAAACGUGAACUUUCAUUGUUAGGUUUAGCAGAGGCACUAAACUGGGCAUUAUGUAAAUAUUCAGAUUGUUACGAUUCGCUAAGACGUAUAGAGGACUUGAGUUUAUCAGAUCUAAAAUGUAACGAAGAUGAUUUCUAUAGUCCAUCAUAUCCAUGUGUAAAAAUAAAGGAUGCUAAAACAAGUGAAUUCGAAAUAUGCAGAUGCACACUUAUACAAUCAAUACUAAAAACCAUCGCUUCACAUAAAAGUCAUCAACUACCCUUAAAGAUUUUCGAAGUUGGUGAUGUCGUAACUCUGAACAACACCACUGCAACAGGUGCUAAAAAUAGACGCCAUGUAUGUAUCGCUUAUUCAAACAAUUAUGGAAGUGGAUUAGAAGAAGUUCAUGGAUUUCUUGAUCAACUCAUGUUCCGUUUAGGCCUAGUUGCUAAUUAUUCUCUUGAUGAUCCAAAUAUGAUUAACCCAAAUAUACUUGGAAUAUAUUACCUUGUUGAGAUAAAUGACCCAACUUUCUUAUGUAAUAGGUGUGUCAAUAUUAUUAUUCAAAAAGCUGUCCUCAAUGCAGAUUCUACUUGUCUAGAUGAAGUAACCUUCCAAAAUCCAAAGAUUUGUAUUGGAGUAAUGGGAGUUAUUCACCCUAAAGUGCUUUCUAACUUCCAUCUGACUUUGCCAACUAGUUUGGCUGAAAUUUACAUCGAGCCUAUAAUGAAUUGGUGGCCAGAAACAAAUUUUUAUGAUGAGUAA
Molecule: messenger RNA, 1950 nt
Organism: Cryptosporidium muris RN66
Lineage: Eukaryota; Apicomplexa; Conoidasida; Eucoccidiorida; Cryptosporidiidae
Product: phenylalanyl-tRNA synthetase, beta subunit family protein
Exons: 1
Coding region: 1-1950 (649 amino acids)
Biological process (GO): phenylalanyl-tRNA aminoacylation
Cellular component (GO): cytoplasm; phenylalanine-tRNA ligase complex
Molecular function (GO): RNA binding; ATP binding; phenylalanine-tRNA ligase activity
Source: RefSeq, a predicted model, not a curated record